AUGGCGAUCUCUUGGGAUUCCAUCCGCGCAUUUGUCCUCUUCUUUGGACCGAUGCUUCUUCCAAAGGCCAUCUCCUAUUAUCGCAGCGUACGAUCAGCCCCCCGACGACAUGGCCUUUCCGUGCAACCCGUCCCGCCGACGAUUCGUGUAGCCGUCUUUAUGCUCUCCUUCUUUGCGUUCAUGCUCGUCGUCAAAACGUUACCGGCCGCUUCCCCAGAAAACAUAUUCAUCAAAACGCAAAGCCGACUUCAAAUACCGGUCGAUGUGCUGUUUAACCGUGUUUCAGCCCUACGAUCUGACAAUGUCUUCACGGCAUGGGAUCACGCAUUGAGAUCCAAGUUUGUCAAUCUAGAAAGUCGACUGUUGUAUUUCCAAUACGGCCCAGAGGUAUUGGCUGAGUGCAUCUUCUGCAACGCCGACGAACCAAAGAGCUACUUCUACUAUGCUCUCCCCUCAAUAUUGUGGCCACAUAUUGGCAACUUAAUCAUCCUCGCCAUUGUUACGAGUCCGUCGUUGACGGGAAAGUACGGCUCUCAAUGGAGAACACUGGCAACAAUCUCUUCCGGCAUUCUUGCUGGGCUGGAGCUGUACUUUGUUAGCUCGUACAAUUAUCAGGCAAACUCGCGGGCGCUUCGGCUUAGCGACUUGGACUUCUUUUACUGGACGAUGCGCAGCUACCGUUUCGUCGCUCUUGCAGCCCUGGAUGCUGCAAUUGCAUAUGCUUUAUACCUUUCAUCCACCAAUCGUGCGUUUGUGCAGCCUCCAUCUCCGGCGGAGCGCAUUGAACUUGUCAACCGAGCACUUGUGGUAGCCAGGAGCAAGGUGAAUGCGGUUGGUAUAGUGAAGAACACAAUUAUGCGUGACGAAGAUUUACGGUCACGCUCUCAAGGGUACUGGCAACACGAGGUCCGGCUCAUGGGCGAGGUGAUGGAGGAGCGAGAAGUCAUUGAUGGGGUAAAUGACGCCUUGAGCAACAGGAUUGAUAUCCAAAACAUAACCAGGGACGCAGAGACAUACACUCAAAACGUCCUACGACCGAUGCAACAAGAAUAG
Trichoderma virens Gv29-8 is the source of this 1053-nucleotide messenger RNA. RefSeq lists its product as uncharacterized. Bases 1 to 1053 code for a protein of 350 amino acids. NCBI's taxonomy places the organism in Eukaryota, Fungi, Ascomycota, Sordariomycetes, Hypocreales, Hypocreaceae. The record is from RefSeq and is a predicted model, not a curated record. The transcript is spliced from 2 exons.